This is a messenger RNA of Anopheles marshallii, 1071 nucleotides long. RefSeq names its product sin3 histone deacetylase corepressor complex component SDS3-like. The record is from RefSeq and is a predicted model, not a curated record. Gene Ontology annotation, molecular function: histone deacetylase binding. Bases 1 to 1071 code for a protein of 356 amino acids. Lineage: Eukaryota; Metazoa; Arthropoda; Insecta; Diptera; Culicidae. Gene Ontology annotation, cellular component: Sin3-type complex. Gene Ontology annotation, biological process: negative regulation of transcription by RNA polymerase II. The transcript is spliced from 3 exons.
AUGGCAGCGAAUCGCAAUAUUUCACCGUUUGUAGUAAUAGAUGGACGGCAGAACAUGGAUAUUGACUCUGACAACGACGUCAACAAUGGUGAAGACACGGAAGAUGCAAGCGAAACGGAGUAUAAUCAACCCAGCGUUGACCAGCGUACGGAAAUUCGUGAGCAAAUGUAUCAGGAAAAGCGUGCUAAUCUGUUCGGACAGCUGGAGCUGUGCAAACAGCGCAAGCAUUCGGAAUAUUUAAAGAUUGUGGAACGGCUGCAGAAUGAGCUGAAUGAUCGUUUGCUGCUGAACGAGGUGGAGCGUGAUUACCUGCUAGCCUGUGCGGAACGAGAAUGUAUCCUGGAGAAAGCGGCCGCAGAAAAGGAGUACGAGGAAAAGAAAGCCGAACUGAUCGAGAACUUGAUUGCGGAUCUGGAGGAUCAAAAGAAGACAAUAGAACAGGAGUUCGCUACGAUGGAGCUGACCGGUGAUUCGGUCGACGUGAAGCCAAAAAUUACACGUAAGCUACGCCGUCGUCCGAAUGAACCAUUGCCUGUACCGGAGAAACGGCGGAAACCGCCUACAAAUCAGCUCACGUUUUUACUAGACGACAAGGAGAUUGAGCAUGACUUGAAGCUAAUCUCUCGCAGCAAACCAAUCUCAGCUAGCCGUGCCUCUCAUCAAACAAUAAACGAAGGCGCUAGUGGAAGUAAUGCCAGUAAUUCCACAGCCACCUCUCACAGUCACAAGAUCAAUUCCGUUUCGAAGGCAACCGAACAGAAUGGUACCCCGGCGGAGGCGUACGGAACCGGAACGACUUCCACUGGCCAUAUAACCAGCGGUCAAUCAAGUCAGCAACCGUUGGCGGAAACGCGUAUCGAGGACGGUAAGCUGUGGUAUGAGCGGCGGUGGUUUCAUCGCGGGCAACCGGUGCACGUAGAAGGUCGAGACAUUUCACGCUUUUCUGCCAACAUUUCUGCGAUCGGAAUUGAAGCGAUAUGUGUGAAAAAGACAUCCGACGGACAGAAGGUACGGAUCUGUCUAUCGCAUUUGCGCCGGGGUAAAGUCUCAAUCAAGCGUCGUGCAAAUUAG